AUGUCGUCGGAAGAAGAAUACUACGACGAUCAGCCAGAGCAAUACGAAAAAAGUGAAGUGGUAGCAGGUGACGAUCAGUAUGGUUACGACUACGAAGAAGAACCGCAAGCUUUUGGAGCCGAUUACGCAAAUAGAGGUGAAUAUGACCAUGCCUAUGGAGAAGCACAAGAUUGUGAGGAUAACCCCGAAACUGAGUCUCCAUAUGAAGACGAAUGUGAAGCCGAGAUGGACUCUCACGAUGAACCAGAAGAAGAGAACGUUGAAUUACAAUCUGACGAAAGCGAUGACCUUGUGGCAGAAGAAGGUAUGAUGAGCCAUGCGGCAGACUCUGUUACUGACGCUGGAGGAACAGACAGUAGUGGUGGACUGGGCAGCGUUGUGCAAGGAGUGUUGGAUGGUUUUGGAGGCACGAACCUUGGCGAUAUUGUUGGCUCGAUUAGUCAAAUAGCAGGCGGCGGUGGAGGUUAG
Messenger RNA from Angiostrongylus costaricensis, 468 nucleotides. NCBI's taxonomy places the organism in Eukaryota, Metazoa, Nematoda, Chromadorea, Rhabditida, Metastrongylidae. The record is from the annotation of a GenBank genome assembly.